Messenger RNA from Lodderomyces beijingensis, 1314 nucleotides. The record is from the annotation of a GenBank genome assembly. Lineage: Eukaryota; Fungi; Ascomycota; Pichiomycetes; Serinales; Debaryomycetaceae.
AUGUUUCCAGGCUCAGCAAGACAUAAUUAUGGAGGCGGACAGCCACCGCAACAAAAUUGGGGUCCACCUCAGGGCCCUCCACCGGGACAAUACUAUCAAGCACCGAGCGGACCACCGCCACCACAACAACAGGGACAGUACUAUCAACCUCCACAGGGCCCUCCGCCGGGAAACUACGGUAGACCCAAUGGGCCACCGCGUUCAGAUCAAUAUCUGCAUCAACACAGAGGAGAAUACGAAAGGCCAACCCACCCACCGCCACCCCCUACACUGCAGCAACCGGGAUUCAACAAUGAGCCAGACUAUGGACACCAAUAUGGAUCGGGAAGCUAUUCUCGUCCUCCAACAAAUCAACAGUCGUUUGGUGUAAGCAAUUACAAUUACCAGUAUUCUGCGUGUAACGGACGCAAGAAGGCGUUGUUGGUUGGCAUAAACUAUAUCGGAACCAAAAAUGCAUUGCGCGGUUGUAUUAAUGAUGUCAACAACGUCGAGAGAUUUUUGUUGAACCACGGUUUUAAUGUUGAUGAUAUUGUCAAGUUGACUGAUGACCAACAAAUGGCAAGAGCUAUACCUACCAGACAAAAUAUUCUCGAUGCUGUCCAAUGGUUGGUCAAAGAUGCAAGACCUAAUGACUCGUUAUUCUUCCACUAUUCGGGCCAUGGUGGUCAGACUGAAGACCAACCGGACCAAUACGGAAACUAUGACGAAGACGAUGGAUAUGAUGAAGUUAUCUACCCCUUGGAUUUCGAAGUCAACGGGUUUAUUAUUGACGAUUUGUUGCAUGACAUGAUGGUCAAGACAUUACCUCCCGGUUGUCGUUUGACUGCAUUAUUUGACUCGUGCCACUCUGGAUCCGUGUUGGAUUUGCCUUACAUGUACUCCACCAAGGGAGUUUUGAAAGAGCCCAAUGUCAUGGCUGAAGCCGGUCAGGGCUUGUUACAAGCAGCAAUGUGCUAUGCACAAGGAGACAGAGUCGACAUGUUUAAAGGCUUGGCCUCGUCUGUAAAGACAUUUAUGAACAAGGGCAAAGCUGAAAAGGCAAAUGAGUAUAGCAAGCAGACCAAAACCGCUCCUUGUGACGCCAUCUCGUUUAGUGGUUGUAAGGAUGAUCAAACGAGCGCCGAUGCAAAGGAAGGCGGGCAAUCUACUGGUGCCAUGAGCUAUGCUUUCCUCACGGUGAUGAACCAAAACCCAAAUCAAUCGUACUUGAGUUUGUUGCAGAACAUGAGACAGAUAUUGCAAGCCAAGUACAGUCAAAAGCCCCAGUUGACUUCGUCCCAUCCAAUCGACUGUAACUUACAAUUUAUCUUCUAA